Messenger RNA from Colletotrichum higginsianum IMI 349063, 957 nucleotides. RefSeq names its product Amidohydrolase 2. Lineage: Eukaryota; Fungi; Ascomycota; Sordariomycetes; Glomerellales; Glomerellaceae. Gene Ontology annotation, molecular function: hydrolase activity. The transcript is spliced from 2 exons. The coding region runs from base 1 to 957 and encodes 318 amino acids. The record is from RefSeq and is a predicted model, not a curated record.
AUGACCCCCGCAGCGACUCUGACCGAAGGGGAAGAUGCGGUUCUGUUCCCGCGAGGGGGAUGGGAUACUCACCAUCACAUCUUUGACCCCAAGUCGUUCCCCUACAGCCCGAAGAGACACCUCACCCCGCCGCCCGCCACCAUCGCCGCCUUCAAAGAGCUGAAGAGAAGCCUCGGCAUCACGAGGUCCGUCCUCACCCACGGCCUGUCCUACGGCGACGACUGCACCUCUCUCAAGGCCUUUGUGUCCGAGCUCGGCGCCCACGAGACCGCCGCCGUCGGCGUCAUCGACCCGGACAAGACGAGCGACGAGGAGCUGCGCAGCAUGCACGAGGCCGGUGUUCGGGGCGUCCGGGUCAACCUGUACCGGUACGACGCCAUGGAAGACGCCGAGCGACAAAAGGUCGCCCUGCUGGCGCACCUGAAGCGGAUCACCGGCCUCUCGUUGCCGUGGAGCCUGACGAUGACGACGACCCGGCCCGGGUCCUGGGACGUACUGGAGCCGUUCGUCCGGGACGUCGUCGCCGAGCAGGGCAUCCGGUUGGUGACGGACCACUUUGCGCUGCUAAAGGCGCCGAGCCUCCUCCUUUCGGCCGACCACCGGGCCGAUCCCGCGAAGCAGCCCGGCUUCGACGCCGUCGUGAGGCUGGUCAGGGACGGCCACCUCUGGGUGAAGCUGAGCGCGCCGUACCGCGUCAGCGACGACGGGCCGGGCUACGCCGACGUCCGGUUCCUGGUGCGCGCGCUCGUGGACGCGAACAAGCACCGCGUCCUGUGGGGCAGCGACUGGCCGCACACGCCGCGGAUGAAGACGCGCACGCGCGAGGCGGCCAUGACGGAGACGCCGUUCCUCGAGGUGGACGACGAGGCCUGGCUCAAGAGUCUCAGGUCGUGGCUGUCGGACGAGGAGUGGGAUCUGAUGAUGGUCCGGAACCCAAGCCGCCUGUUUGGGCAAUGA